AUGAUGAAGGUGCUAAUAUUUCUAGCAGGUGAAAUCUUAUUCCUAGAAAUGCUCCCUGAUUUUACAAAAUAAAAUUUUUUCAGGCUUAAUAGUUGUGCUAACUCAAUGUGAAAGCUUGGAUGAGUUGCGCAAUCGAAUAACCGAUGAAAAACAUGGCUAUAGUCGCAAACAUCGACCAGUUCAUAAAGAAGAAACAAGAAUUGAUGUGGAUGUUUACUUGUCUAUAAGUCAUAUUGAAAGAAUUGAUGAGAAUGAGCAAACUAUGGUGGUUCAUGGCAAAAUGAGUGCCACGUGGAAGGAUGAAUUGUUGAAGUGGAAUGCGGCGGAUUAUAAUGAUACGAAGGUUUUGAAGAUUUCUUCUAGCAAAUUGUGGAUUCCUUCCUUCGCACUUUAUAAUACGUGGGUUUUUUUGAAGCUUGGAAUUUAAAUAUAGAACUAGAAAAACUUCUGAUCUACAGAAUUCAAUAAAUUGUACUGUAGCUGAUUUUUUUUCAUCUCAUUGAGAAUUUUUAGCUACCCUGCUUUUUUGAUCCACGUUGGGUGGCAAGUUCUAGCUGCAUCAAAAUUCUUUUUGCCCACCACCUUGAUAUUUUUUCGAGCCCUUGAAAUCAAGAUAAUUUUCUCCGAGUACAAUUUUUUCUCAAUUCGUUCCCUGAUCUUUAUCUAAAUUUGGAAAUUAAUGUGAUUUUUUUGUGUUAGUUCAAAGCCAAAAACUUUGUUCGCAAGAAAAGAUACGCAUCGCGAAUGCCCUCAUUCGCCCCAAUAUUUUAUCUCAAAACGUUCAUCGGGGUGAAUCGAAAUAGUUUGUAGCCUACAAACUAUUCCCAAUUUCAGAGCUCGAAGCAAUCGCUGGAAUUUGAAUUUCUACGAAAACCCGGCUUCGGUGACCAACGAGGGACAGAUUUAUAUCUUGGGAUCGUUUUCGUUCCACGUCACUUGUCUUUUCGAUUUCACCGCCUGGCCGUUUGACAGUCAACAAUGUCCGAUUCUCAUCACUGAUUGGGUUUAUAGCUAUAAUCAAGUGCAUAUGAAUGAUCCGGAAGGAGAUGAUCCGAGUAAAGAGAAGCCACAACUUCGAUUGAGUUAUGAUCCGAUUAAUGGGCAGAAUAAGAAACAUGUUGGAGGAUGGGAGAUUACAGGUACUUAAAUCAAUGAUUUUUGUGUAGGAGUACCCAGAAAUUUGCAGACACGUGGCGUCGUCACUGCCUCUGGGGAUCCAACGGUUGUCAAGACGAACAAGAUGUCACGGACACUGCACUACACUGGUCACUUCUAGAAUUUGGCAUCAAAUUCAAACGCCAUAUUCCAUAUUUCGGAGUCACCCUCUUCCUUCCAAUGUUCAUUACCACAAUCAUUUUACUCUCCUCAUUCUGGAUUGAUACAUUCAAUGUGUCUCUCGGAAUUUUGAUCUUCAACACAAUUUUGCAAGGUUUGUAUGGUUAUGAGAUGAUUUCGAAAAUGCCGCCUGGAAGUGGAGGAGUUCCGAAGAUUGUGCAGAUUUAUUCGAUGAAUUUGAUGUUGACUGCACUGACUUUUAUUGUUGUUGUGAUUGAGAAGUUCAUCACUGAUAACUUGCCAUCCGAUUAUUCAUUCAAAUUAGGAUUCGAUAUAACGGAAUUGCCUAAGAAGAUCCAUCUCAACAAACUUUUCGAAACCAAAGGUUUAUCUUUCGACCCACAAAGUCUUCUAGAAGGUCCGAAAAAUGAUAUGGAUGUUUUGGAAUCCGGUGGAAUUGGUGUCAACUCAAUUGGCAAUUCAGAACUCUUCGAUACUCGCUCAGGAAGAUCAGUCGAUGAAGAUGUUGUGGUUCUUGAAGAUGCUGACACGAUGGUGGCGAUUAAUCUCCCGGAUAACUCAUCUCCACCACCUGCACCAUCACCAAAACCCACCAAAGAUAUUCCAUCUGGUCCAGGAUUCGGAAAACUUCAACAUCAACUUCAUAUCAUCAAGAGAUCUGUUUUCUUGAUAAUUGUUGUAACUUAUAUUGCGGUUCUUGCGUAUUUCACAUUUUUCUGA
Caenorhabditis angaria is the source of this 2016-nucleotide messenger RNA. Lineage: Eukaryota; Metazoa; Nematoda; Chromadorea; Rhabditida; Rhabditidae. The record is from the annotation of a GenBank genome assembly.